GUUUUGAGGGAGCUGAGGAUGUCCUUUUUGUCUUGUGUUGUUAUCAUGCAAAGAAAGGCACAUAUGCCUUCCCUUUCCUUCCCCUUUUCAAAAAAUUUGGUGCCUUUUAGCCUCACAGCUUUGCAUUGCCUUUUCAUUGCACUAAAGUUUAAAGCAAAACACAAAUUUUCCCUUUGAUUACGCUGUUAAACCGUGUUUUUGCAACAAUUUGGGUUGUGUGUGAGAUAGGGAGAGGAUUGGAGAGAGAUUGUUGGAAUGAUUAUGGGUUGACAUUUUGGGGGCAAAGCAUGGGUUGGUGCGAUCAUGGGCUUAAACCUUUAAUCAUGAUUUUGCUUUAAUCUUUUUUGCUUUUGGUUUAGAAAGGGCAAGAGAAUCUGAUCCCCUCCCAUUUUGUUUGUCUCUGAUGAGAAUAAGGCGUAGGCAAUGCAUUCCUUCUUGCUCCUCUCAUCACAGAGUUGAUGAAGAUGAAGUUUAUUGGAGACACAAGAAGGCCAGUGAAGAGUUGGCAUGGUCUCAUAAUUCUGCUCACGUAGGAACACAGCUAGCUCGAUGUUUUGCUAAUGCUAUGGUUGGACCACGAUCAUGGAUAGGAGGGAUCUUUAGCCGCUCAGGCAAUAGACGUUAUGGAAGUGGCAAGUUCAUUGACUUUUCUUUGAGUCCUCUUCAGCAGGAACAAAGACUUCAACAACUUCAGGAGCGUUUGCACGUACCUUUUGACGAGACUCGUGCUGACCAUCAGGAAGCUCUUAGAGACCUGUGGUUUGCAGCCUUUCCGAAUGUCGCUCUUAAAGGUUUGAUUUCUGAACAAUGGAAAGAUAUGGGCUGGCAGGGUCCUAAUCCAUCAACCGACUUUAGGGGUUGUGGUUUUAUUUCGCUCGAGAAUUUGCUGUUUUUUGCAAGGAAUUAUCCGGCUUCUUUUCAUAGGUUAUUGUUCAAGAAAGGAGGGAAACGAGCAACCUGGGAAUAUCCCUUUGCUGUUGCCGGCAUUAAUGUAUCAUUCAUGUUGAUUCAAAUGCUGGAUUUGUACUCAGCAAAACCAAGAUGUCUCCCAGGAAUCAAUUUUGUUAGAUUAUUAGGAGAUGAUGAAGAAGCCUUUGAUGUUCUAUAUUGUAUAGCUUUCGCAAUGAUGGAUGCUCAGUGGCUUGCUAUGCGUGCUUCAUAUAUGGAAUUUAAUGAGGUUCUAAGAGUAACGCGGACACAACUGGAGAGAGAACUAUCGCUAGAAGAUGUAAAUCGGAUACAAGACCUACCAGCUUACAACUUGUUGUACUACUAGUUUUGCUUAUAUCUAGGCACUAAAAGCCUCCAGUCGUUCGCUUGGGUUUGGACACCUGUGCAAUGAGUGAAGACAUCUCCAUAAUGAAGGCUAUCUUGAAGUCCACUGUUGAUCGAAAAAGAACAAAAAAAUGUACAAUCCCGAUCAUGUUCUCGGGUAUACUAACUUUGGAAUUUUAGUGCUGAAAUUUGUAAAUUAAGGAAGGCUGGAAUUGGAGAACAUUGACGACUAUUGGUGGACUUUAGCAGAUUCAAUCAAAAUGCAGAUCGAAUAGUUUUAAA
This is a messenger RNA of Rhododendron vialii, 1557 nucleotides long. RefSeq lists its product as uncharacterized. The transcript has 10 exons. Bases 404 to 1276 code for a protein of 290 amino acids. Lineage: Eukaryota; Viridiplantae; Streptophyta; Magnoliopsida; Ericales; Ericaceae. The record is from RefSeq and is a predicted model, not a curated record.